AUGAAAUUAGCGGAAAUUAACGACCGGAAAAUUGUGCCAAAAUCAGUAGAUACCGUACAAAAUCAAUUGGAAGCAAUUCGUCAAGAAUUGGAGCAAGUCCAUCUUAAUGAACGAGGAUCUGAGUUAAUGGAAGAGUUGAUUGACAAAGCUACUAAGAUGAGUAAAGAGUACGUAGAGGUUGAAAGUGAAUCAUUUACAAAAAAAGGCUUGGGAUUAUCAAUCAAUUCUGACAAGCAACCUUGUAAAAAGUCGAAUAUAGACUCUGAUGGUAAGAAACUUCUCAAAAACGAAGAAUCUGAUUCAGAAAGACAGGUUGAGGUUGCGGAGCUCGCCUCCUGUUUUUGUUUUUUGGAUUUUCGUUCUGAUGAUGGUUUGGAUUUUAGUUGUGAUGGUGGUUCUGAUGAUGAUGGUUCAGAUUUUAGUUGUGAUGAUGAUUCUGUUUUUG
This is a messenger RNA of Racocetra fulgida, 445 nucleotides long. The record is from the annotation of a GenBank genome assembly. NCBI's taxonomy places the organism in Eukaryota, Fungi, Glomeromycota, Glomeromycetes, Diversisporales, Gigasporaceae.